Kalmanozyma brasiliensis GHG001 is the source of this 399-nucleotide messenger RNA. RefSeq names its product Ribosomal protein L14b/L23e. The record is from RefSeq and is a predicted model, not a curated record. The transcript has a single exon. Gene Ontology annotation, cellular component: mitochondrial large ribosomal subunit; ribosome. NCBI's taxonomy places the organism in Eukaryota, Fungi, Basidiomycota, Ustilaginomycetes, Ustilaginales. Gene Ontology annotation, molecular function: large ribosomal subunit rRNA binding; structural constituent of ribosome. Bases 1 to 399 code for a protein of 132 amino acids. Gene Ontology annotation, biological process: translation.
AUGUUGGGCCUCAAAGCGCGCAUGGCCAUCAUCGACAACUCGGGAGGCCUUAUUGCAGAGUGUGUCAAUGUACUGCGAAACAAGACAACACAGGGCCUCGGUCGGGUCGGUGACGAGAUCGUUGUUGUCGUACAAAAGGCACGGCCCAUCUCCAACACUCCAGGUCAAGCAAGUACACAGAAGGUGCGAAGAGGCGACGUCCGACAUGCCGUAAUCGUGCGUACCAAGAAGGAGAUGACGAGGCCGGACGGCCGGGUCAUCCGAUUCGACGACAAUGCUUGCGUGCUCCUCAACAACAAGAAAGAGCCGCUGGGGACCCGAGUCAAUGGUGUCGUUGCCAACGAGCUCCGUGCGGCAGGGUGGGGUAAGAUCGCGAGUUUGGCUCCCAAGGUCAUCUGA